AUGGCGCAAAAACCUCCUCGUAUUCUCGAAUACGAACGACAAGCCGAACAACGCGCAAAAGAACAAGAUGAAAUGGCACUAGCUCAAGAUCGCAUGUUGGAAGCUCAAUCACGUAUUCAAGAUGAGGCGAAUCGGAUUGCGCAGGAACAGUAUGAGAUGGAACAGUAUUAUGAGACGGAGGCGUUGAAACAUGCAGAGGAGAUGAGGUUGCAUCUUGAGGAGGUGAGGAGACAUGAGGAAUUUAUGAGGAAACAUGAACGGAGACUUAAAGAUCAUGAGGCGAGUAUGGAGGCUUUUGCAAAGGUUAUUGCUAUGCCUGCGAAACCGACGAGGGCGAGACAAAUUUCUUUUAUGGCGUCGCAGAAUUUUGGUGGGGGGAGUGGGAUUGGGAAUGGGAAUGCGAAUAAUGGAGGGAAUGGGAAUGGGAGUCCCAAUGGAAAUGGAAAUGGAGUUCUUAUGACACCGCCGAGAUUACAACCUGCGUUUCCGGGUUGA
This is a messenger RNA of Sclerotinia sclerotiorum 1980 UF-70, 495 nucleotides long. RefSeq lists its product with no specific name. Bases 1 to 495 code for a protein of 164 amino acids. The record is from RefSeq and is a predicted model, not a curated record. The transcript has 2 exons. NCBI's taxonomy places the organism in Eukaryota, Fungi, Ascomycota, Leotiomycetes, Helotiales, Sclerotiniaceae.